Aspergillus japonicus CBS 114.51 is the source of this 750-nucleotide messenger RNA. RefSeq lists its product as uncharacterized. The coding region runs from base 143 to 628 and encodes 161 amino acids. The record is from RefSeq and is a predicted model, not a curated record. Lineage: Eukaryota; Fungi; Ascomycota; Eurotiomycetes; Eurotiales; Aspergillaceae. The transcript has a single exon.
GUCACUCUUCUUCUAGUGCUCAACCCUCCAGCCAAAGAAGUCUUCGCACGCCUGGAGAAAUUCAUUACAUUCAUUUGAAUGACUUGGCUAGAUUAAACUCUCAUUUCUUUUUCAUUUCGACCGUCUCCGCUGGGCUACAAUAAUGUGGAGAGAACGUCCGCUCCUGAUGGAAAUAGUGCCCGAAUGCGGAUCAACGAUAGCAGCACUGGGCAACCUUAACAACACGGAUUCCCCAACCAACCAGCCAACCAACCAACUUUUCACCCCUAGACGACAACAACACGAACCCAAUCGACACAUGGCAACGAUAAAGAUAGCAGCCACUCUCAAAUCACCCCUCUCUCCCUUCAUCCCCCCCUCGAGACUUCCUUGCUGCAGCCAGGGUCUGGCCGUCUCACGACUGCCACCCAAUCAUGAAUACCCGCUUGUCAGGGGGCGGAGGAAAUCCAAAAAUGCCGACAACUGCGCCCACGUCUGUGUUACACUUCCGGCUGUGCAUUACUGUAAGGCUAUCCCACGAUACAAUAACUAUAUGAUGCGAUGUCAGCCAGCGAGGCAGCAGAAACAGGCGCUAUUGCGCAGUGAAGACACGACCGGGUGCUACUGCGUAGUAUAUUUUGUCAAUUGACUGCCUAGGCAACCCGUUGUAUACUAUCCGCACUCUCGCACAGUCCGAGGGUCCAUCCGUGAAUGAGCACUGUUAGCACCAGGGAACCUACUCUCAGCUAUCUAAUUUCGCGUAUUCAGUCU